AUGAAAGAUAAUGAUAAGGUGCAUUAUCCACAUGUCGCGGACCUCCAAUAUACCAUAAUCCUGGGUUUCGGCUUGCUGGUUUUGCGGUUGUUAUUGGAAUCAUUUGUGUUUCUGCCAAUUGGUUGGCUGGGGGGAUGGAUUCGCGCACCGCUGCUACCUCAGAUAUGGUCACAUUUAACAGGUGGAUUUGCUGGAAAGAGUAAAUUCAAGCGGGUUGCUGAAUGUGGGUGGCGACUAUGCUUCUAUGUAUGUGCAUGGACAGCUGGCUUGCUUAUACUGCUCGGAGAACCGCAACUUAAAGAUGUAUCCGAAUGUUGGCGUGGAUGGCCUCAUCACAACGUUUCAACGGCAAUCUGGUGGUACUACAUCAUGGAGGCCUCUUUUUACUGGGCCCUUUUCAUAGGGACUUUAUGUUUCGAUAUUCGCCGAGCUGAUUUCCUUCAGAUGAUGGUUCACCACGCUAUUACUAUAUUGUUACUUUACCUAAGUUGGACGAUGAAUAUGGUCCGCGUAGGGACACUGGUACUAUUUGUACAUGAUGCGGCCGAUAUUUUCAUUGAGGUGGCAAAAAUCAUUCGUUACGCCCAUUGGGAUAUGGCUUUGAAUAUCAUUUUUGUCAUUUUCUUCGUCGUCUGGAUAGCAACCCGUCUGAUCUAUUACCCAUUCUGGAUUAUACGAUCAAUAUGGUUCGAUGCCCCGGAACUAAUCCAGGCUUCAUAUCGGUGGACGAAUAUAUGGCAAAGGCCACUGGUCCCUCGUAUACUCAUGGUGAUGCUGACCUCGCUUCUCGUGCUCCACAUCUUUUGGACAUACGUCAUUUUAAAAGUGGCAUAUAAAUCCAUCAGAGGAGGAGAAUUGGAUGAUGUUAGAGAGGAAAGCGAAUCUGAAGAAGAAUCUCCAACCAAGUCUAAAGACGAGUAA
Molecule: messenger RNA, 921 nt
Organism: Haemonchus placei
Lineage: Eukaryota; Metazoa; Nematoda; Chromadorea; Rhabditida; Trichostrongylidae
Source: the annotation of a GenBank genome assembly